AUGGGGUCCAGAAGAUACGAUUCGAGAACAACCAUUUUCUCGCCAGAGGGAAGAUUAUACCAGGUUGAAUACGCUUUAGAAUCCAUUUCACAUGCUGGUACUGCGAUUGGUAUCAUGACUGAACAAGGUAUUGUAUUAGCAGCUGAAAGAAAAGUGACAUCGAAACUAUUAGAACAAGAUACUUCAAGUGAGAAAUUGUACAAGUUGAACGAUAAUAUUACGGUUGCAGUAGCUGGGUUAACUGCAGAUGCUGAGAUUCUAAUAAAUACAGCCAGAGUACAGGCUCAGAGCUAUUUGAAGACGUAUAAUGAGGAAAUACCUGUUGAAAUGUUAGUAAGAAGGUUAUCCGAUUUGAAGCAAGGGUAUACUCAGCAUGGUGGUUUGAGACCAUUUGGUGUUUCGUUCAUUUAUGCUGGUUAUGAUGACAGAUACGGGUACCAGUUGUAUACCUCGAACCCAUCUGGUAACUAUUCCGGUUGGAAAGCCAUCUCUGUUGGUGCCAACACACAAGCUGCUCAAACUUUACUACAAAUGGAUUAUAAAGACGAUAUCACUCUGGAUGGGGCCAUCGAACUAGCCCUAAAGACUCUAUCUAAGACUACAGAUUCAAGUGUGUUGACCCACGAAAGAUUAGAAUUCGCUACCAUCAGCAAGGAUGCCGAGGGGAAGAUAUACCAGAAGAUCUAUAAACCAACAGAGAUCGCUACACUAUUGGAAAAAACCGAAAUAGUAAAGAAGGAUGAUGAUUAA
This is a messenger RNA of Kluyveromyces lactis, 750 nucleotides long. It is a transcript of the gene PRE9, whose product is annotated as proteasome core particle subunit alpha 3. The transcript has a single exon. The record is from RefSeq and is a predicted model, not a curated record. NCBI's taxonomy places the organism in Eukaryota, Fungi, Ascomycota, Saccharomycetes, Saccharomycetales, Saccharomycetaceae. Gene Ontology annotation, biological process: ubiquitin-dependent protein catabolic process. Gene Ontology annotation, cellular component: proteasome core complex; nucleus; cytosol. Bases 1 to 750 code for a protein of 249 amino acids.